AUGAUUACUCUCCUUCCGAGAGCACGUAUCUGGAACGUAGAAGGGAGGGUCCGUGGAAUGAAUUUGGGCAACGGUCGUUUCCAAUUCGAUUUUGAUAAGGAAGAAGAUUUGGUUAUGGUUCUAAACAAGAGGCCUUGUCACUUCAACCAUUGGAUCUUUGCGCUGGAACGAUGGGAACCGUCCACAAGUGAGGACUUCCCUAAUACUAUUCCUUUUUGGAUCAAAGUUACAGGAUUUCCAGUCCAUUUUUGGAACGACGAUGCUUUCACUGCAAUUGUGAAAGCGCUGGGGAAGAAAGAAGCUAUCGAUGCAAAAUAUGCUCGAAUCCAGGUUUCUAUCAAUGCUGAUCGUCCUCUAAAGAUGGAGGCACGGGUAGAAUUCCCGAAUGGAGAUAUAGGUAAAGUAAACCUAACGUACGAGGGACUCAACCGACAUUGCUUUGGAUGCAAGCGUAUUUCCCACGACAUAUACUCUUGUCCAGAUCUAUCUCAGGAGGAACGGGAGCAGAAGAUUAAGGAACUACAGGAGCUCAACCCAACAGGAGCACAAGGGUACUCGCAUCAAGCUCUCAGUGGACCGGCGGGGAACUAUAGAAGCAAUGGUCCAAAUAAUAAGAGGCGUCGAUCCCCCAACGGUGAUGUCUACCAAAGAUCACCGUCGCGUGAUGAAUAUCCUGGUCAAUCCAGAGAGGGAAAACGGCAAAAGGAAACAUGA
This is a messenger RNA of Brassica oleracea var. oleracea, 714 nucleotides long. RefSeq lists its product as uncharacterized. Lineage: Eukaryota; Viridiplantae; Streptophyta; Magnoliopsida; Brassicales; Brassicaceae. The transcript has a single exon. The record is from RefSeq and is a predicted model, not a curated record. The coding region runs from base 1 to 714 and encodes 237 amino acids.